This is a messenger RNA of Nicotiana tabacum (common tobacco), 1407 nucleotides long. NCBI's taxonomy places the organism in Eukaryota, Viridiplantae, Streptophyta, Magnoliopsida, Solanales, Solanaceae. The record is from RefSeq and is a predicted model, not a curated record.
GACUCGGAAUCGGCAAUUAAUUAAUCAAACCUACCCAUUCAGCUCGUUAAAGCUUUCUCAUUGGCGUGCAUUCAUCACCUAUCUCCCCUCCCUUAAUUCCCAAGAAAGAAACAAUUUAAACACACUGACAAAAAAAGAAAAAUAAGCAGCAAAUUAAUUAUAAAUACUAUAGAAAAGAACACAAAUUCUCAAAGGAGAAUUUUUUUUGGGAAUUUUCUCAAAUUUUUGGGUUUCGAUUAGAGAAAUCAAAGUGGGUUUUGAGUUCAAAGAAUAUAUAUAGACUCAUGACAUCAACAACUUUGAGGAGAAGGCUACAUCAUGGGGAUGUUGGUGGCAAAAAGAAUGAGCAUUUUGAUUCUUUGGGCUCUGAUGAUGGUUUAAAUGAGCCUUUACUUGGGUGUAAUAAAUAUGAUGACAGUGAUCAGGUAUGUACACUCGAAGAUGUGUUGGAUGAAGGGCGAAGGCAGGAACGCCUGCACUGGACGCUGCUAUUUUCUCAUCUGAUUUCUCAAUGGGCGCAAUGGUUAGCAAAUAUUGUCUUUGUGUCUGGGUCACUUCUUGGCCGGAUUUUUCCCUUUGCCUCAGCAACUCAAGCUGGAUCAACAGCAAAUCUGUUACCUCCUUUACUUAGCCCUUUACAGGAAGCAAGGCUGAAACAUCUCAAGGAAAGGCUAGCAAUCCCUUUUGAUGGCUCUUUCUUGGAUCAUCAAGAUGCUCUUAGGCAACUAUGGAGGUUAUCAUAUCCUGAUAGGCCACUUCCAUCUCUUAAAUCUGAGCUUUGGAAAGAAAUGGGUUGGCAAGGAUCUGACCCUUCAACAGACUUCAGGGGUGGAGGAUUCAUAUCAUUGGAGAACCUUAUCUUCUUUGCCAAGACAUACCCGGAAUCGUUCCAGAACUUGUUGCACAAAAGAAAGGGGAAUAGAUCUGAGUGGGAGUAUCCAUUUGCUGUAGCUGGCAUCAAUAUAUCAUUUAUGUUGGUCCAAAUGUUGGAUCUUCAAUCAGGGACACCAAGCACCCUGGCAGGUAUCCGCUUCCUAGAAUUACUCAGCGAGGAUGACAUGGCGUUUGACAAACUGUUUUGUAUCGCCUUUGAAAUGCUCGACGCACAGUGGCUAGUGAAGCGUGCAUCAUAUAUGGAAUUUAAUGAUGUUUUGAAGGCCACAAGACUGCAGCUAGAGCGCGAGCUUGCUCUUGAAGAUACCUCUACUGUAAAAGAUUUGCCUGCCUAUAAUCUAUUGAGGAGAUAAUGUACUUACUUCAAGAUGUUAGUUUUUUUCUAAUUUUUACACCUGUGUACACUACACCAUGUUGAAGAUUCUCUCCCUUGGAAAUAAAAACCAAGUGCAUUAUGUUUGCUGGAAAGUUCUGUUGUACAUAAUAUAGAGUUGAGACAAAUGUUCUGGUUUU